UUUUAUUGUGAAGUGAACUACCGUACUGGAGGCAAAGCGGAAGUGCGGGAGACUGUCCUCGCAAAUGCGACAACAAAUUUUGGAGGACCAGCGCCAAAGACGACUUUUGAGGACAGCUGUGGAUAGUUUUGCGUGAUCCGCGUGUUGACUGUUUGAUGUGUAGCUGAAUUGACAAGCGAGCACGAACCUGGGAAGUUAUUUUGUUCAAACGCCAAACUAUGUAAAGACUCGACAGCCAAACUAUGGCGUUUUGGAAGGUGUUAGGAGGGAACACCACUUUUGUUACGCCAUAACCUCUUCUCAAUAAUAUUAUCUUCCGUUAAGUAGCUGCAAAACGGGAACGGGAGGCGAGAAGGAUUCAUCUGGCUCAACAAUGAUGGAGUUAGCAGCGGCUCACCCAGCUCUCAAAGCCUUUAUGUGCGGCUCCCUCAGCGGAACCUGCUCCACGCUGCUCUUCCAACCUUUGGAUCUGGUUAAGACUCGGCUGCAGACCCUGCAGAACAAUGCCAAGCCAGGGACACCAAAAGUGGGGAUGUUCAGCGUUUUCAUCAAUGUGAUAAGAACAGAAAAUAUCUUUAGCCUGUGGAAAGGAGUUUCACCGUCAUUCGUUCGGUGCAUCCCCGGGGUGGGCAUCUACUUUAGCACCUUCUACUCCCUCAAGCAGCACUUCUUCCUGGACCGGGCGCCCAGUGCCUUCGAGGCUGUGUUGCUGGGAGCUGGCGCCAGAUCUGUGGCCGGUGUCUGCAUGCUGCCGUUCACUGUCAUCAAAACACGUUUUGAGAGUGGCUACUACAACUACGUGAGUGUGGCUGGUGCUCUGAGGAGUGUGUACGAGACGGAGGGAUGGAGGGCGCUGUUCUCCGGCCUCACCGCUACGCUGCUCCGAGAUGCCCCCUUCUCUGGAAUUUAUGUCAUGUUCUACAGCCAGGCCAAGAAAACACUCCCCCAAGAGGUGACAUCGUCAGUCUACGUGCCCCUUGUGAACUUCAGCUGCGGCGUGCUGGCAGGCGUCAUGGCAUCACUGGUCACACAGCCUGCAGAUGUGGUGAAGACCCACAUUCAAGUCAGCCCAUCACACUGGAGCACGCUGGAUGCUAUCCAUUAUGUGUACAGGGAACAUGGCUUUGGUGGGUUUUUUCGUGGGGCUGUUCCUCGAUCUCUCCGGCGCACACUGAUGGCUGCCAUGGCUUGGACUGUCUAUGAGCAGCUGAUGGCUCGAAUGGGCCUCAAAUCCUAAAGGGUUGGGCUACUUAUAGUAUUAUCUCAUGAAUGAAAAUAGUGUGAAUAGUCUGUGAAUGAGUGUGUUUGAUGAGAAAUUAUUCAACUGUUUGUGAAAAUGUGUAAUACACGAUCUUUCGGGAAUUUGAGGUCACAAAUGACAGUCAUGCUGUGAAAUGAACUUAUUCCUAUUCUUGAGUCUUGAUUGAACUUUACUGACGGUCAGACAAUGUGGCUCAUCGAAAAAAUAUUUCCAAAUUUCUUAAGCCUGCACCAGACUGAGCAGCAUUUCCUCCUUGCCAAUAAACCCUUCAUGAGGAUACAGGUUAUUCAAUCUUAGGCUCAGACAAUCACAGAUACACACAGCCUUUAUUACCAUAUACUAUGCUUUAAAAUGGGACAGUGCGACACUGUAAUAUUUACAGUUUUUAUAUUUAAAAUAGCCCAUUAUCUUUCUAAGGACACAUAGCUGUUAUUUCUUAAACAGGGUGUUAAGUUAUUAGAGUUAAACCUGGAACCUGUUGUUCUAUUUGCAGGACAAUAAGCGUGCAAUUUGCUCUAAUGUUCUUGUGAACACACUUACUUGUUAAAACAACUGAUGGCACUUUGCUGUACAUAGUAUUGUUGACAAUAAGAGAGGUGAUAUAUUAAUAUAACUAUUUGCAAGUGUCUGCAAGCACUGCCUUUUAAGAUGAUGUGUUAUAAUAUGUUUGUUUAUUGAAAGCUUGACCGCCGCUUAUGAAGACUGUGUCAAUGCAGUUACUGAUCACAUGAUGUUCUUGUAGUGACAUGUAGAAAGGAAGCAGUGUCUUAAUGUCCAAGUGUGUGUAUGUGUGUCACUGUGCAGUUAUUUCACUAAAUGGCAGUUCUGUAAUGACAUGCAGUCUUAGUUCAUUUUUGUGGUGACUAUAUCGUAUAUGGUCAUUGUUAUUGUAGAUAUUUGGUCUGUGCAGUGUUGAUUCUGACAUUGUGCCUGUUUUUAUGGUUAAUAAAGUUAGCUUUUUAAAUAAAUAAAAAGACAUUGUAAUUUAUUUUGAAAUAGUCAGAGGCAUGGUUAAAUAUGAGUGCAGUUCUGCCAACAUGUUUGAUUUUGUCUUACUCGACAUGCAAUUUGAUUAAUGUCAUCUUAAAUGACACACAUACAUUAUGGUUACUUGUACAAUGCUGGCCCACAAUAGAAUGUGUUGCAGCAGGAUUAGGCUUGUGUGAUCACAGUCUGAGCCCAUAGUGUGGAUGUUAGUUAUGAUGCUUACUAGUUCCAGGUAGUGUGCAUU
Messenger RNA from Doryrhamphus excisus (bluestripe pipefish), 2492 nucleotides. The record is from RefSeq and is a predicted model, not a curated record. NCBI's taxonomy places the organism in Eukaryota, Metazoa, Chordata, Actinopteri, Syngnathiformes, Syngnathidae.